GACAACUCUCCCUUUUCCACCUCCUUCCAACUUCAGCGAUUCCUUUUAAGGACCAGGUCCGCACCGUCGCUGCCACCGAUCUCGACACAGUCGCGCAUAUCGUGCUCGCCGUCGACAACACCUCCUCUCCUCUCCCUUCUCUCCUCUCAACGGUCAACAGCCCCACGUCGUCGCCGUCGUCAGGCUAGUUUAUGGCCUUUCGUUCCCAGACCAAUAACCCGCAAUCUUAUCCGUUUCACCAACAACAACGCACUUCCAUUUCCAGCCAAAACCAGGAAGACUCUCAGUCUUCCCCUGCUAUGCGAAAGCGUCAACGUAUUGAAAGCGACAUGUCCAACUCCGUAAACCCCCAGUCCGCUACCAACCCCCAGCAGCCCGGCCAGCCCAUGCUCCCCGGUCAGGUCCCGCAGCCCGGCGUCCCCGAAGACGGCUUCAUCGCCGACCAAGAUGCUGCCGAGAGUGGCGGCGACGAAGACGAAGAUGACGAGAAGCCCAAGUCGGACAAGAAGGCUGGUAGACGCAAGAUAAAGAUUGAAUUUAUUCAAGACAAGUCGAGACGCCACAUAACGUUCUCCAAAAGGAAAGCUGGUAUCAUGAAAAAGGCAUAUGAGCUGUCUACCCUCACUGGCACUCAGGUCCUCUUGCUCGUCGUGUCCGAGACCGGUCUCGUGUACACCUUCACGACCGCCAAGCUUCAACCCCUUGUCACGCAGCCCGAGGGCAAGAACUUGAUUCAGGCAUGUCUCAACGCGCCUCACGGCGGUGUGCCCUCAUCGCUCCCCGUCGGGGCCCCCAUGGGCCGCGCCACUGGGCCUAUGACCAUGCCCGGACCCACCAAUCUCCCCGGUGGUCUCUCCAUCCCUGGUGGCCCCGUUGGCGGUCCUGCCGCUGGCAAGGAGGAGAAUGAUGACGAGGGUGAUGAUGAAGCUGCUCAUGGUGGACGUGCGACCGCCGGUGACAAGCGCCGUCGUCGGUCGUCCAACGCUGCCCAGGCCGCGUCUUCGCGAGGUGGACCUGGCUCUCCCUCGACGCCUAACAGCACGGUCCCGCCCCUCAACAUCCCACAGUCGUCUCAACAGCAUCAGCAACCUCAGGGUCCCCCGCCUCCGCAGAUUGCCCUUGGUUCCCCCACUAGCCCACACCAGCACCAUACCCAGGUUCCCCAGUCCCCCCAAUACACUUCACCGACUGGCGCGUACGGUCAUCCGCAGCAAGGACACCACGGGCCCGGUGCAGGACACGCAAGCCCGACAGACCCAGGAAUGUACGGCGGGCACAUGAUGCCCCCUCCCGGACAGUACUCUUACUCUCCGGGUGGUGCUCCGCCACAGGGCGGGCAGCCUUUAGGUGGGCUCGCCGCCGCCGCCGCACAACAACAUCAACACUGGGGUGCUCCGCCGCCGGUAGGACAAGCAGGGCAUUACACGAGGAGAUAAAGGGCGGGAUCUCGGACUGUUGAAUUGUUUAUUCUUUCCUGAUUCUUUCUUGUCCUUGCGUGCCGACCUGGGUCGUGCACCACGCGCCGUUAUGCAUCUGUCCUUCUUGCGCACCUUGUUUUCACGCUUACAACAACAAAUUUGUACAUUAACCCAGCCCUGAUCCCCCCUCUACCAAGUGCUUGUUUUCUUCUGCCCCCCUUCAACCGCCCUUGUGUUUGUUGCCUCACCUGAGAUGCUUGGCUGACGAUUCCUGCGUUGUGUUGUUUAUGUGUUCUUGUUCUGUCAGCAAGAUAGCGAAGUGAAUCGUAGGCUCUGCUACUGAAAAUGCAAUCCAUG
Coniophora puteana RWD-64-598 SS2 is the source of this 1775-nucleotide messenger RNA. RefSeq names its product SRF-TF-domain-containing protein. Bases 192 to 1436 code for a protein of 414 amino acids. NCBI's taxonomy places the organism in Eukaryota, Fungi, Basidiomycota, Agaricomycetes, Boletales, Coniophoraceae. Gene Ontology annotation, molecular function: RNA polymerase II cis-regulatory region sequence-specific DNA binding; protein dimerization activity; DNA-binding transcription factor activity, RNA polymerase II-specific. The transcript is spliced from 3 exons. The record is from RefSeq and is a predicted model, not a curated record. Gene Ontology annotation, biological process: positive regulation of transcription by RNA polymerase II.